AUGUCGCUCAUUCUGAGUGCUCUCGCCGAUUCUUCGUCGAUGCACACACCCGUUCUGACGCCCAACUUGGCAUACUCGGACGAGGAAGACCUUGGCAACGUAGAUUUUUCGCCCACUUCAUCCAACGGAGCCCGUCCUUAUACCUCGUAUUUCGCCCGUAAUGUGCGGGGAAGGUCCAAUUCUAUCGACUCGGAGUACGAAGAACUGGACACACCCGCCGAGUAUCGAACCGCUGUCUCGUCUGACAUUUUUCAGGUGGCUGCUACCCCGGAGGACGGUGAUACCGGAGCGCCCGUCGACACAAACGAACAAGACAAAAAGGUAUUGGGUGGGUCAGAAAUGAAUCUCCCUGAGUCCGCAGCCACACUGCAAAUCCAAGACGACAAGGCACAGAAUCCAUGCACGCCAGCUCGAAAAAGACCUCCACCCAUCCAAGUUGGAAAUCAGGGGCCAAGAUUUACAACAGCGCAAAUAAUCGCCGCUAGUCCGAACACGCAUGAGCCUAGCCCGGGCCUAGAAAUCCUCAAAACGUCGGUAACUAUCCAGACUGAUGCAACGUUUAUAACGGUCGAAGAGGAGGAAGAGAAUGAUAUUGUCGAAUCCCCCACCCGUAGGAGCGUCAAAUUAAGUGACGCCAGUGCGUUUUCGUUGUCCUUGUUUCCUCCAACCCCUACUACGCCCAUGAACAGACAGAGUUGGGUAAGAAGCGGACAGUCGAGUAUGGAUGGAAGCAGUUUUUCGUCCAGUCGUCGGGGAGUGGGAUCUCCAGUCGCAUUCUCGACGCCUCGAGCUCACCCUUAUUGCUCCGCACUACCCACACCUACCCGUCGCACACACCGCGCCACCAUGUCGAUCGACAGACAGCCUCGUUCAGAGGCAUCGUUCAGACCUGGACGUGCAUCCAUUGACGCUCCUCGGUUCACCCAUACCCUGAAACCCCAGCCUGUCACCCGUCCACGCGCAGACACCAGCUCCGAUUCUUCAUACAGCCAAUCGAGCGAUUCAGUCUCAUUUUACUCGGACGCGGAGCGAUCGAAUACUUCUGUCAUCGUACCAGCAGUCGAACAAGCUGAGCAGAAAGAAACUUCAUAUAUGCGCUCUGAAUCGGUAUUUGAAACAUCCAUCGAAUCUGUUUCUGUCAGCCGUACUUCCAGGGACGUGCUCUCCCAGUCCAGGCUUGGGUCUUGCGAGGAUGUCGUAUUGACCCGUGGGGUCCUCCCUCCAACGCGCAAACCAGUCCCCCAGUUCGAACAGCACGAGCUCGCCGAGAUGACGAAACCUCAACCGCAACUGUCUCUCCCCGAAUCCGAACCAGUGCUGACCCCCAGUUCGCCGUCCCCUGUGAGCGCGUUCUCGUUCAACUCUGCGCCCGUUCGGUCCAAGCCCAAGGCAAAGAAGAGAAAGAAGCUCCGAAAGCUCGUCAUCUCUCACCCGCUUGCGAACGAUGAGAAUAAUCUACCUACGGCUGGGUUGUCUCAAACGACGUUACCUAUUGGGCCCAAGGUCACGUAUAGUAGCAGCAUUGGGUCGCUGAGGGAUGAAUUGCUCGGGAAGGCGAGCUCGCUCAGGGUUCCUUCGCUGAAUCCGAGUCAGAAGAGGCCGAAAAAGUCCAAGAAGCAGCCGCCCCCGCCGUUUGACAAGUAUGGAUUACCAGACGAAGAUCAAUUGAGGCUUGCAAGCGAGAUGUAUGUAUACGACGAAAACAGCCGUCCGGUCCGCUUUGGUGACAUCUUCAUGGGCCAAAAGACCGCAAUCUGCUUCAUCCGUCAUUUCUGGUGCCCGUUGUGCCAAGACUACAUGUCCUCGAUUGUCCAUCUCACCGAGCCAUCCCUUGUCAAAAAGGCUGGUGUCAAGCUCGUCAUCAUCGGCAAUGGAUCACCCAGCAUGCUCAAAUCGUACAAGACUGACAUAUUCAAGUGUCCGUACGAGAUGUACACGGACCCGGACCGGGCGUUGUACAAUGCGCUAGGAAUGACGUUGAGGACGAAUGAUGGAGGAAGUGAUGAAGAAAAGGGUUCGUACGUGAAGCAUGGGACGUUCACGGGCACAAUGUUGGUCCUCAAGCGCGCUAUGAAAAUGCCGCUGGCAAAUGCGGGUGACAUUAAGCAACUUGGAGGGGAGUUUAUUCUGGGCCCCGGUCUCAACUGCUCAUUCGCGAGCAGGAUGCAUACAACUCGUUCGCAUAUACCCAUUCGAAACCUCCUACAAGCCGCGGGGGUAUCGAUGAAUCCCUGGGAGACCGACUUGUCCAUCCUCCGUUCACCAACAGACUCGUUGAGGUGGACAGACGCUCAAAACGAGGAUAUGAACAGUAUGAUCCGAAAAGGAUUGCAAGCGAGCUGCGGAGACGAGGGAUGUCCGUUCGAACCCGACGUCAAAGAAACCAAGUUGGAUAUACGAGAGUUCCAGCGUUUGAUUGAUCGAUUGAAAGAGGAAGACUCGGGGCCGGUCGAAUAUCCGACAACGUACCUCAAGGAAGUCCUAGGCGAAAGUCUAACUGAGCUUGACCAAUUGGAGGCGGUUGCAGAAGUACGAGGGACCUGGUAA
Messenger RNA from Rhizoctonia solani, 2547 nucleotides. Its product is annotated as AhpC/TSA antioxidant enzyme. The transcript is spliced from 7 exons. The coding region runs from base 1 to 2547 and encodes 848 amino acids. Lineage: Eukaryota; Fungi; Basidiomycota; Agaricomycetes; Cantharellales; Ceratobasidiaceae. The record is from RefSeq and is a predicted model, not a curated record.